AUGAGCCUUGGCGUCUACAAUUCAGCCCCGGACAACGUUGCGGCCACCUUGAAUUGGGGUGACAAUAAAGACAUCCUGGUCCCGACUAUGAAUGCUAUGAUGCAUUUCGGCGCUAUUUUUGGGUCUCUUGGAGCAGGUCCAAUUGCAACUAAAAAAGGCCGCCGCCAAGCAAUAUUGAUUUUAGAUAUAAUUACAAUAAUUGCUUCAGCCUUAUUCUUGAUUCCAUUUACCCCAACAUUUGCUAUUGGCAGAUUUUUGUCUGGGUUUGUUGCAGGAGGCUUCUGUGUGACCUCCCCAUUAUAUAUUUUCGAAUAUGCCCCCAUUGCUAUUAGUGGAAAAAUUGGGUCUUGAUACAAUUUAACAUAA
Molecule: messenger RNA, 366 nt
Organism: Blepharisma stoltei
Lineage: Eukaryota; Ciliophora; Heterotrichea; Heterotrichida; Blepharismidae
Source: the annotation of a GenBank genome assembly